UGCCGCGGCGUCUGAGGGCUCGUCGAUCUUGCCGUUUGCCUCCGGAUCUCCCCAAAUCCUACCUCGCUGCCUCCUGUCUCGUAUCAAAUUAACAGGUUGAAAUUUUAUGUUUGUCUUUAAAUCCCCCGUCAUCAAGUAACCCUAAUUUUUUGUGUGCCUAUUUAGUACUGAAGCAUGUCUGAUAUUAGGAUUAGGACGCUAAGGAGUUCUUAAAACCAUACAUCGAUCAAGCUGUUGACGUUUCCAAACCUCACAUUGCAAUUUUGCAAUAUGUUUUUCAUGCUUGUUGUAUAUGUGCUGAACUGGAAAUCUUGCUUGAAAACCUUGGGUCUCGUCGGUUUUUGUCAGAAAAGGAUCAAAUUUUCAUAGCUUGAUCUUGAUGAAGAUCUAGUUGUAAAUUUUUCUGGGUUUUAGGCAAAAUUUGAUCUCUGUUUUCUCUCUCUAAGUAGAAACAAGUAGAGAAAGAUGACAGGGAGAAGAGUUUAUGGAGGUUCAGAGAUGGGUGUUUUGUUGUAGAAUGAAGGGAUUUCUUCUAAGGCUUUCCAGACUUUGAUUUUUUCUAGCUCCUCGCAUACUGGUUUCUGUGAUCAAUGCUAAACUUUGAGGAAAUUUGCCAUAGCACAAGCAAUCAGCCAUUCUACCACCCUAGAGAACCUGAGGAAACCUUUGAUGAUGAUAAUGAUGAGUCCCUCCAUCAGCCAGAGAAUAAGAGGAGGCUCACUUCCACCCAAGUUCAGUUCUUGGAGAAGAGCUUUAAAAUUAAGAACAAGCUUGAACCUGAGAGAAAAAUUCAGCUUGUUAAGGAUCUUGGAUUGCAACCAAGACAGGUAGCUAUUUGGUUUCAGAAUCAGAGGGCAAGGUGGAAGACGCAAAAUUGAGAAGGAUUAUGAGCUGUUGAAGAAGAGCUUUGAUGUUCUUAAGGAAGGUUAUGAUAAUCUUCUUAAGGAGAAGGAGAAGCUUAAAACAGAGGUACUGAUGCUGAUUUGUCUAUAAUUCUACAGAGAGAUCGAGAAAGAGGAGUUUAAGAAAGUGAUGACUUUGAUGCGAUCUUCUAACCGGCAGGGGGACUUGUCAUAGCAAUGGAUUACGCAUAGGCCUGAAAGUUCACAGCUCUUCUUUGUCACGUUGCUCAGCAUUCCUGAAUCAAGUUUCCGUGUGACGUUCAAAAUUUUUGAUCUUGACAAUAGUGGGUUGUCUUGAAUAAAGGAGGAUCGAUCAUAUUCAUAUUUCAGCAUGGUCAGUGCACAAAAGGUUACUGUCAACUUUUUGGUGGACAAGAAGAAGAAGAGGGUGGUGCUGGCCGAAGCGUACAGCGACUUUGUGGACAUACUCUUCAGCUUCCUCACUUUGCCAUUGGGAACCAUCAUCAGACUCCUCAACAAGAAAUCUAAUAUCGGAUGCAUGGACAAAUUGUAUGAGAGCGUCGAGAAUCUUGAUGUGCAUAAUUUCCAGACUGAGGCGUGCAAAACCAUGCUCCUCUUCCCCCAAAGCGCUGCAGCUGAACAGUGUGAAGAACUAAAAGUAAAUAUUGAUAGCACAAAGCCUAAGCCGAGGAAUGUCUAUAUUUGUCAAAAUCCCAAAUGCUGUGCCAAGGACACAUGCUUGGCUAGCUCUGUUCCUAAUUCUCGAUGCCCCCACUGUCAAGAAACUAUGGAGUCUGUUAGAAUAUGGCCCAAAAAGGGUGGGUAUGCUGGCAGAUUAUUUGUCGAGAGCGGAAGUAAAUUUAUAAUCAGCGAUGACCUCCAUAUAACUCCGGUGGUUUCUGUGGAACAUAGCCAGCUUCUAAUUCAGAGUAUGGGCGUAGAAAGUGCAUGCAUCCUUGAGCAGAAGUCUAUGAAUAUUGGAAGAGAUGAGAUAUUGACAUUGCUUAAAAGAUUGCUAGUCUCCAAUUCGCCACUGACUGACUUGUUCUUCAAAAAUGUGUGUGCCGCUCAUGAUGUAUCAAGCAGAUUUGAUAUUAAAAGCGUGAUACAAGUUAAAAGAGAAGUUAAAAGAGAAGUCAAUACAGAGGUUAAAUCAAAUGAAAUCCCUAUCAAGUUGUUUAUGAACAAAGCUAGUAAGGGAGUAUCAUUUGUGGAAGCUGGAGAAGAAUUUGUGAAUUUUCUAUUCAGUUUCCUAACCUUGCCUCUUGGUUCCUUGGUCAUGCUCCAAAAUAAGAUGUCAGGCUUGAGAUGUGUUGAUAGCCUGUAUCAGAGUGCUGAAAGUUUUACUUUAGACCUUUUUAAAUCUGUGGAAUGCAAGAACAUCCUUCUCUCUCCUAAGCUCGGCCCCUUCUUUGGAUACGCCAACAGCAUGCUAAAGAUGGAUGAAAUUAGACCACGUACGAGCUUUAUUCGUGGUUGUUACAGUUGCUACUGUAGAAACAAUCAGACACAAUGUACAGCUUCAAAAUGUGUCCAUGGUGUGGGGACUGCAAUUUUUGAGCAGUUGAACCCGAAGUCUCCAGAGGGAGGAACAGAAAGAGGCGGAGGAUAUGCCAAGGGGAAAUUCCUGGUAACUGCUGAUCUUUGUGUAUCUCCGUUAUCUACCAUCUCCUCCAUCCAAAUGAUGAAGAGCCUGAAUCUUUCGUUCGGCGAUCUAGUGAUGAAGACGGCUGUACUUGGAGAAAUCGAGGUUCUGGAUCUACUCAGGUCUGCUGUAACCUCCAAAACCUUGUUUGAUGAUGGGUUCACUAGUCAGAAACAAAAGGGGAGGAAGAAUUCCUACCUUACGAAGGAAUCAUGUCACUUGAGUAUUAUGCUCAGCUUCAUUUUCAUUGCGGUUUCCCUGGUUGUGAGUCUGCAACGGUGUAAGGAAACAUUGUGAAAUUAUAGGUCAAUUUUAAGGCCAAGUUUCGCAAAGGGGCUGAACAUAUUCGAAGAUUUAAAGCCAUCGGAAUGCUAGCUUGAGGCGGUCGAGAGGAAGGAGGGAUUUUGUAAGAAUGUUAUUGCUAGAGAAUUUUAGAUUGAGGAGACAUUCUGCAAUUAAUUUUUUUUAGUGUUAAUUUAGCAUGUUUAUAUAUGAUAUUUCAGUAUUUUGGUUCAUGACCAGUGUCAUUGUAAGUAUUGUGUUAAUAUAGUUGUUAUGAGGUGAAAAUAUUGGUCGCGUUGUGAAUAUAUUUCAGUAUAUAGGUUUUAUU
Asparagus officinalis (garden asparagus) is the source of this 3118-nucleotide messenger RNA. RefSeq lists its product as uncharacterized. The coding region runs from base 1234 to 2805 and encodes 523 amino acids. The transcript has 7 exons. The record is from RefSeq and is a predicted model, not a curated record. NCBI's taxonomy places the organism in Eukaryota, Viridiplantae, Streptophyta, Magnoliopsida, Asparagales, Asparagaceae.